Molecule: messenger RNA, 2718 nt
Organism: Orycteropus afer afer
Lineage: Eukaryota; Metazoa; Chordata; Mammalia; Tubulidentata; Orycteropodidae
Source: RefSeq, a predicted model, not a curated record
AUGACCAGCAGAGUCCUUCUCUUGACAGCCCUGGCCUUAUGUCAUGGAUUCAACCUGGACACAGAAAAUGCAAUAACCUUCCAAGAGAAUGCAAAGGGCUUUGGACAGAGCGUGGUCCAGUUUGAGGGAUCCCGGGUGAUGGUUGGAGCCCCCCAGGAGAUAAAGGCUACCAACCAAACUGGUGGCCUCUACCAGUGUGACUACAGCGUGAACUCAUGUGAUCCCAUCCCCCUGCAGGUCCCCCCGGAGGCUAUUAAUAUGUCCCUGGGCCUGUCUCUGGCUGUCACUACCAAACCCUCCCAGCUGUUGGCCUGUGGCCCCACUGUGCACCAAACCUGUAAAGAGAACAGCUAUGUGAAUGGCUUCUGCUUCUUAUUUGGAUCCAACCUACAUCAGCAGCCCCGGAGAUUUCCUGAGACCCUCAGAGAAUGUCCUCAACAGGAGAGUGACAUCGUCUUCUUGAUUGAUGGUUCUGGCAGCAUCAACCCAAGUGACUUUCAGCGAAUGAAGGAGUUUGUCUCAACUGUGAUGGGCCAAUUCAAAAAUUCCAAAACAUUGUUCUCUUUGAUGCAGUACUCUGAUACGUUCCGGACUCAUUUCACCUUCAAUCAAUUCAAGAAUAAUCCUAAUCCAAGAUCACUGGUGACGCCAAUAAGACAGCUGAUUGGGAGGACACACACUGCCACAGGAAUCCUCAAAGUAGUAAGGGAACUGUUUCACAGCAGUAAUGGGGCCCGGAAAAAUGCCCUUAAGAUCCUGGUUGUCAUCACAGAUGGGGAGAAGUUUGGUGAUCCGUUACGCUACGAAGAUGUCAUUCCCGAGGCAAACAGAGAAGGGGUCAUUCGCUAUGUCAUCGGGGUAGGAGAUGCUUUCAGAGGUGAGAAGUCCCGCCAAGAGCUUAGAACCAUCGCAUCCCAGCCAUCUUCUGAACAUGUGUUCCAGGUGAAUAACUUUGAAGCUCUGAAAACUAUUCAAAACCAGCUGCAAGAAAAGAUCUUUGCAAUUGAAGGUACUCAAACCGGAAGCACCAGCUCGUUUGAGUAUGAGAUGUCUCAGGAAGGCUUCAGUGCCGCCAUCACUUCUAGUGGUCCUUUGAUGGGCGCUGUGGGGAGCUUUGACUGGGCUGGUGGAGCUUUUUUGCGAACUUUAGACAAUAAAGCCACCUUCAUCAACACAACCAGGGUGGAUUCAGACAUGAACGAUGCUUACUUGGGUUAUUCUGCUGAAGUCAUCUCGCGAAACCGGGUACAGAGUGUGGUUCUGGGGGCACCUCGAUAUCAGCACAUUGGCAUGGUGAUAAUGUUCAAACAGAAUGCUGACACCUGGGAGACCAGUGCUUCUAUCAAGGGAAAACAGAUUGGCUCCUAUUUUGGGGCCUCUCUCUGCUCUGUGGACUUGGACAUGGAUGGCAACACUGACCUGGUCCUCAUUGGGGCUCCCCAUUACUACGAGCAGACCCGGGGGGGCCAAGUGUCGGUCUGCCCCUUGCCCCGGGGGCAGAGGGCCAAGUGGCAGUGUCGGGAUGUUCUCCGUGGAGAGCAAGGACAUCCUUGGGCCCGCUUCGGGGCAGCCCUGACAGUGCUGGGGGAUGUGAAUGGGGACAGGCUUACAGAUGUGGCCAUCGGGGCACCGGGGGAGCAGGAGAACCGGGGUGCGGUCUACAUAUUUCAUGGAGCAUUAGGACAGAGCAUCAAUCUCUCCCACAGCCAGCGGAUUGCAGCCUCUCAGCUUUCUCCCAAUCUCCAGUUUUUUGGUCAGUCGCUGAGUGGGGGCCAGGACAUCACGUUGGAUGGUCUGGUGGACCUAGCUGUAGGAGCCCAGGGGCGUAUGUUGCUACUCAGGUCCCAGCCAGUAUUGAGAGUCAAAGUAACCAUGGACUUCACACCCAAGGAAGUGCCAAGGAGUGCAUUUGAUUGCCGUGACCAAGUGGUGGGGAACCGGCAUGCUGGGGAAGUCAAAGUCUGCUUCCGUGUCUACAAAAGCACACGAGACCGACUGAGAGAAGGAGAGAUCCAGAGCAUCGUCACAUAUGACUUGGCCCUCGACUCUGGCCGCUUAAAUCCCCGGGCCAUCUUUGACAAGACAAAGAAUAGUACACUUAGACAAGCACAGACCUUGACUCUGGUAGAGAAAUGUGAGACCCUGAAGCUACAGUUACCGGAUUGUGUAGAGGACCCAGUGACCCCCAUCACCCUGCGCCUCAACUUAUCUCUUAUGGGGGAGCCAUUACCCUCUUUCGGGAAUCUCCGGCCAGUGUUGGCGGUGGAUGCUCAGAGACUUUUCACAGGCAUGUUCCCCUUUGAGAAGAAUUGCGGCAAUGACAGCAUCUGCCAGGACGAUCUCAGCAUCACCUUCAAUUUUAUAAACCUGGACACGUUGGUGGUGGGUAUCACCUUUAAUAUCACAUUUGAUGUGGACUCUAGUGCUUCUCUCGGAAGGAAAUUACUUCUCAAAGCCAAUGUGACCAGUGAGAACAACAUGCCCAGGACUGAAAAAACCAAAUUCCAGCUAGAACUGCCUGUGAAAUACGCUGUCUACAUGGCGGUCACCAGCCAUGAGCAACCCACCAAGUGCCUCAGCUUCUCAGCCUCAGAGGAGGAGGAAAGCAGUGUGGCCAAGCAUAGAAACCAGGUGAACAGCUUGGGACUGAAGGACCUGCCUGUCAGCAUCAACUUCAGGGUGCCUGUUGGCUUCUUCAAGCACCAGAAUAGGAAAUGA